UCCAUCCAAGAUGGGAUGAAGGCAUGGAAUAGGUGGAGGUGUACCUUAAAUUACGGCUCAUGCGCGUACAUUCUUGUGUUCUUGUUUCAGGCACGCCUGUUUGAUGAGCCUCAGCUUGCCAGCCUCUGUCUAGAAAACAUUGAUAAGAACACGGGGGAUGCUCUCGCUGCCGAAGGCUUCACAGACGUUGACCUCGAUACGCUGGUCGCCGUGUUGGAGAGGGACACUUUGGGUGUGCGGGAGGUACGUUUGUUUGGCGCUGCAGUGCGUUGGGCGGAAGCGGAGGCCCACCGGCAGCAAUUGCAGCCCACCCCGGAGAACAAGCGCAAAGUGCUGGGCAAGGCGCUCACACUUAUCCGCUUCCCUCUCAUGACCAUUGAAGAGUUUGCCGCAGGACCGGCGCAGUCCAGCAUACUGACUGAUCGAGAGGUGGUGAGUCUCUUCCUCCACUUCACAGUGAACCCUAAACCGCGCGUCGACUUCAUCGAUCGGCCACGCUGCUGCCUCCGUGGGAAGGAGUGCAGCAUCACGCGGUUUGGACAGGUGGAGAGUCGCUGGGGCUACAGUGGGACAAGCGACCGCAUACGGUAAGCCACGAAAGCGCUGAAACCGUUUUAAGAUUGCUUCCCAUGUGACUCGCAUACGGCCGUACAUUAACCUGCGAGUGCCCCAACGCAAGAGUAAGCGUCGUCACUUUGUCCAGUAAUUUUUUUUUUGCUUUGUAUUGCGAGCCAAAAUAUGGGGUACAUGUCACCGCUCAAAUGAAGU
Molecule: messenger RNA, 768 nt
Organism: Hippocampus comes (tiger tail seahorse)
Lineage: Eukaryota; Metazoa; Chordata; Actinopteri; Syngnathiformes; Syngnathidae
Product: BTB/POZ domain-containing protein 2-like
Exons: 3
Coding region: 16-591 (191 amino acids)
Biological process (GO): neurogenesis
Cellular component (GO): cytosol; P-body
Source: RefSeq, a predicted model, not a curated record